CUUCCGAAAUCUGGCAGGCGUUAGUCAUCCGCCGCUCAGCACGAACCCACAAGUGUGCUUGUGUGGCUCUGCGGGCUUCCUCCCGGCGCCCCGCCCUCGGGCUCACACUGCCCCCCGCGAGCGAGCGGAGCGGUCUGCGCACCCUGGCCUGGGGUGUCCUGGGGUCCCCCGGGCGCUCAGUAUCCCCGCCUGCAGAAGAUCGCCCCGUGGCUCCGGGCGGGUGUCUGGCGCCGGGAAGAAAGUUGUAAAGCGCCGCGAGGAGUUGGGCGGUCCGAGGAAGGGAGGCGGAAGGGGAGGACUCGGCUGAGUUCCCGCGGCGAUCGUGGGGUCCCCCGGAGUCUGUCCCCAGCUCACCACCGCAGCUAGACGUCAGCUUUCCGGCCCCGGGUAGGCGCUAAAGACUAGACCCGAGCCCGGGAGGAACUUAUCCAGAGAGCUGUCGCCUCCGGCCUUAUUGUCUGCAGCUACUCUCCCGAAUCCGGAGAGGGAGGACUGGACCGCGCUCCCACUGGGAUUUGUCCAGAGUUCCGGAGGCAGCUGUGCGGGCCGCAGAGACUCCCUUUGUCCUCCCAGGACCUCCCUCUCUCCCUUCUCGGUGGCAGCUGUCGGGUGGCGCUGAGCCUGGAGCUAGCGUCCCAGUCCCUUUCAGCCUCUGACCCCAGAGUGAGUCCUUGGUGACUCCGCCUCUUCGCAUCUCAGCUCUGCGGACCCGAGAGCCCCGAGGCCGGAGACAGGAGCCCAAGGGGCUGUGAGCCAGUGGGAGCUGCCGGGCCCCGGCCCCAGGAUGGUGACGGGUCGGUCCCGGGCGCGCAGCCCUGGGAGCUGGCUGUUCCCUGGCCUGUGGCUGCUGGCUGUGGGCGGUCCGGGGUCGUUGCUGCACGCCCAGGAGCAGCCCUCUUGCAAAAAAGCCUUCGAUCUGUACUUCGUCCUGGACAAGUCCGGGAGUGUUGCAAAUAACUGGAUUGAGAUUUAUAACUUUGUCCAGCAGCUUACAGAAAGGUUUGUGAGCCCUGAAAUGAGAUUGUCCUUCAUUGUGUUUUCUUCUCAAGCAACCAUUAUUUUGCCAUUAACUGGAGACAGAUACAAGAUUAGUAAAGGACUGGAGGAUUUAAAAGCUGUUAAGCCAGUUGGGGAGACAUAUAUCCAUGAAGGACUAAAGCUUGCCAAUGAACAAAUUCAAAAUGCAGGAGGCUUGAAAACCUCCAGUAUCAUAAUUGCCUUGACAGAUGGUAAGCUGGAUGGCUUGGUACCAUCGUAUGCAGAGAAUGAGGCAAAGAAGUCCAGGUCACUUGGCGCUAGUGUUUAUUGUGUUGGGGUCCUUGAUUUUGAGCAAGCUCAGCUGGAAAGAAUUGCUGACUCCAAGGACCAAGUUUUCCCUGUUAAAGGUGGAUUUCAAGCUCUUAAAGGGAUCAUCAAUUCUAUACUAGCUCAAUCAUGUACUGAAAUCCUGGAAAUGAGUCCUUCAAGUGUCUGUGUUGGGGAGGAGUUUCAAGUUGUUCUGAGUGGAAGAGCAGUCACAUCCAGCAGUCAUGACGGCAAUGUCCUCUGCACGUUCACCGUGAACAGCACCUACUCAAAGAGUGAAAAACCGGUACUUGUUCAGUACAAUUCCAUACUUUGUCCCGCGCCUGUCCUGCACAAGGCUGGAGAAACUCUUGAAGUUUCGAUCAGCUUUAAUGAUGGGAAGUCUGCCAUCUCAAGAUCCUUAACAGUCACAGCUACAGAAUGUUCUAAUGGGAUCGCAGCCAUCAUAGUGAUUUUGGUGUUGUUGCUGCUCUUGGGUAUCGCCUUGAUGUGGUGGUUUUGGCCCCUUUGCUGUAAAGUGGUUAUCAAGGAUCCUCCCCCACCACCUUCUGCACCAAAGGAAGAAGAGGAAGAAGAGCCUUUGCCCAACAAGAAAUGGCCGACUGUGGACGCUUCCUAUUAUGGUGGUCGAGGAGUUGGAGGGAUUAAAAGAAUGGAGGUCCGCUGGGGUGAUAAAGGAUCGACUGAGGAAGGUGCAAGGUUAGAGAAAGCCAAAAAUGCCGUGGUGAUGAUCCCUGAAGAAGAGAUACCCGUCCCACCAAGACCGCCUCGACCCAAAUCCACACACCAGGCCCCUCAGACAAAAUGGUACACGCCAAUUAAGGGUCGUCUGGAUGCACUCUGGGCUUUGAUCUUGAAGCAAUAUGACCGAGUGUCCUUGAUGAGACCCCAGGAAGGAGAUGAGGGCCGGUGCAUAAACUUCUCCCGAGUUCCACAUCAAUAAAAUGAGAGCCAAAGAAUGAAAAGAGAAGAAAGCGUCCCGUCUCCAUGAUGCUGAUCUCCCAUCGAGUGGACAGUCCGUCCAGCGCAUCUCAGAAGUUCUUGGAACAACAGCCCAGUUCCUCUGUCAGGAAAUGUUUUCUCUGCCUUCUGCUUUCUGUGCGCCAAACAUUUUCAAACACUUCCUCUGCCAUCCACAUGAGAGGUGAUGAAACUCGGAGAUAACUCAUGAUUCAUGACACUGAAAAUACCGAGGGAUGUUAAUUUGCAUGCUCCGGUUUAUGCAAAGCUCAUUUGAAUGUGUGAGAGGACAAAGCAGAACACAGCGAUGAUGUAAAGAUGAGACCAGAGCAAAGACUGAAAAUCCACCAGCCACACGGCGGCUUCGUAAUGGCGACUGGUGCUUUUGACAUAGAUGCAAGGCGCGUGUGCGCGCUUUGUUUGGCAAGAUCUUUAGCUACCGGCAGAACUUGAAAUUUCCUACCAGGCUAACCAGAUAAUGGAGUCCACUGCCUUGUAGCUAUGUCAGAUAGCAAAAGCCUUCUAAGUCCUCUAUUAUUUUGUGCCUUACGGGAAAUUUCUGACUAGAAAAUCUUGUCACUGUUACACUGAAAGUGCACACGCAUGACAAAACGUAGUCGAGAAGCCUCAAGGUACUGGAUGCAAGCAGGAUUUUGCCCUUUCGUUUUCCAAGACACCUUUCUUUUAUUAUGCACUCGGGACAAGGGAAUUAAUAGAGCGUUAAUUCAACAGGAAGACCGCCUCCAACCAAAGAUCAGGAGUGUAGCAUGAGGACUCCUGAUUUGAGACCUUGUCCCCAGACUGGUAGUGUUCCCUUUCUCAGUGUUUAGGAUUUAGCAGUGCAUAAAGCAUUAAUAUCUGUAAACACACCUAAGUGUUUGUUUGGCUUUUAAUUUAAGGAAGCAGUAACCACCAAGCUUCCGCUCAGGGUUUUUUUUCUUCCUUCAAGUCUCCAAGGGCUCUUCAGCGUCACAAGCCAGCAACUCUCUUUGCAUGAAAAUUUCAAAGUUUAAUUAAUAUAAUUAAAGGCAACAGCAAGCAGCAGCCUGUGAAGACUUUGCUCAUCUUUUUUAUGCCUUUUGACAUUGAAUGACCUAUCACUGUCUGCAUGUGACUUGGACAUUGAGAAGCACCGCAAAACGUUCUUUUCUUCAGUUGAUAGAUUAAAAUCAGGAGGGGCGCCAUCGGAAAGCAUCGACAAUCUACGUACUGUAAAUUUUUAGAACUAUCAUCAUCGUGUCACAUCAACGGUGCCAAAUUAUGUUAGCGUGAGCAGAAACACGGUGGGGGAGGAAGGCAGCCGCAGCUGAAGGAAAUAGCUCAGAUGAUCUAGUCACUUUCGAUACUGUACUUCAGAGGCGAAAUGGAUAUUCGACUGGAAACCUGACAAAGCGCGCCUGCUUUGAUGUGAACUGGUAUAGACAAUGACCAGUGGCCGGGUCAGUGGGAUGUCUCUCUGCGAGCACAAAGGCUUAUCAAAUGACACUAAAAAUAAGUUCAACAACCAUCAUGUUGGAAGGGAGAAGGCGAACGUUUCAUGUUUGGCGGGCAUGUGAGUGCACAAGAUGGAAAAAGCGAUCUGGAGCAUCCUGGUGUGAUUACCCACAUUGUACUCUUUAUGGAAAUUUCCAAGGGCUGCAGUGAUACUUUUGGUUGAUGUCCAGGUUUAUGGCACUGCUCCAAGAAGCCUUACGUGCGCACGCGUGCACACACACACACACACAUACACACACAGAUAUACAAAUGCACACAUAUAUUCUCUAGCUUGAAUCUUUUUGCUCAAGUUUAUUUAUGUCACUGACUGGCUGGAUCCAAAGUCACACCUCCACAUAUUAAUGAAUAAAUUUUUUUACCUGAGUCUUUGUUAUCAUUUUCUUUAAGCCCUCAUAGAACCUAUACUCUCUUGGGUUGAAUACAUAACUCCGCUGGUUAGCAACAAGAUAGAAUUCUAUUCAAUUGCAAAAUGUCCAAUAUGUUCACAGUUGAUUCACAGUUGAAGCUAUGGGUACAAUGUGUGUGUGCACAUGCAAUGUAGAAGGCUGAUACGUCUACCCAACUCUCUCUGUAGUGAAACAUUGUACACAUCUGUUUUGUGUCUACCUCUAGAGCAAGACCCAUGGCUACUUUCUCCAAUAGGCACUUAUUUUGUAGCACAGGCAGGCCCAUCAGGGGUAUUUUAAGAGCAACAAAAAUACUACAGAAGCUCUGGCUAUGUUUCUUUGGUAACCACUUUACAUUUUUACAGAAUCAUGUAGCAUAUUUGCACCACGAGAAAUGUAAAUAAACCUCUGCCUUUAAAUGGCAAAAUAGCUUUCUUGAGAUUUGUUGCACUGGCUGGAGAUGUGUAAUAAAAAUACAACAAAGAGCUGAAAAUGAAGAGGGUGAGUCAGGCGUCUACACAUAGGCUGAAAAAGUAUCAUUCAUAAGGUUCAAAGACAGAUGGAAUUUCAUUGCCCUUAAAGUGAUGAACCAGAGUAGCGCUAUGCUUUAAUUGUGACUCUAACCAGAAAUGAGAAGAAUUUGUUUUUAAAAUUAAUCUUCUUGGCAAAGGACAUUGAAAAUCUCUACGUGACACUUUUCCUACAUGGCAAUAGAUCCCGUGUGAUUCAUCUGGACACGAUGUCAGUCUAGAUCUCCUUCUUUGUACAAACAAAUGAGUCUUGUCCAUCAUCCAUUUGUGUUGCAUAAGGUUGCAAAAGCAAUUAAGUGGGAAAUGACUCCUAACUUAUGUGUCUCCUCUGCCGAGAAAGAAAGUUUUGAAGGCAUCUAUAUAUAUUUCAUAACAAUGUCUGUUCUUUAUGGAUUUGAUCCAUAAAUAUUUAUCUAUCUGAAAACUUUGAUACUUGGAAUGUUUUCCAUAAAGCAUUUGGUGCUCCAAGAAGAAACAUUUGGUGCUAAGAGUUGCAGUGCUGAUGCCUUCCCCCAAGUUAAUUCUAUUUUAAAAAUUUAUAUUUCCUUCCCAAUGAGAUGCAGAGUAAAACUUGAGAGUCUCCAUUGACUAAGGAGCAGCAGCUGUCAUCUGCGGUUAAUCACUAUUUUGUUAAGAAUGUAUAAGGUUUAAAACCUUAUAUUUCAAAUUGGUGAAAAGUUCUGCUUAUAUUUCCAGUGAACUUUACUCUUAUUAUUUAAAUAACAAAUUAUUCAUUAUUUCUUAAAUCCUUGUUGGAUAUCUACUCUCUCCACAAACUGAGCUUCAUUAUCUGAGUGUCGCUCUCCUGUAUUUACUGUUCAGAGGUAGACUUGUCUUUCUUUUAAAAUUGAAACACACUCUGUAUCAUGGUGAGCAAGUUAAUGGAGACAUUUCUGAUGGAUUGGCUUAUUAGAUGUGAAGUUUAAACUUCCGAAGACAAAACACAGUGAGGUAUAGUUACAAGUAUUAGAAAGCAUUGCAAUUUCUUCCUUUGCAUAUUCUGAUGCACUUUUAUUCAUUCCUAUCACAUUAGUAAAUUUAUUACAAUUUAAUAAUUAUUCCUAAAGUGGUGGUAGGUAUGUAUAUACACACAGUGAAGAUGUAUACAUCACACACACACACACAAUGCAUAGGGUAUUUAGUGCAUCUGUUGUAUAGUUAAAGAAAGUACUAGGCAGGCGAAGCUGGAGAAUGUUGUCUGUAGUCAGUGUAGCUGCAGUCAAGUCUCAUUAGAUUAAUGUUAUGUCUAGUCAAUUUCUAUGGCAUAUUCUGAGAACACUUUAAUUUUAGUAUAUUUCUAUAUUUACUUGAAUUUUAUUCAGUCAAUUGGGUAAAAGAAGGAAUAAAUGUAUUGAAAACACAUAAUGUAGCAAGCCUCGUGCUGUUUCGUAAAAUACGUCUUGUACCCCUGCCAGAAGAAAAUUCUAAUAUGAAAAUACACAGGAUAGCAUAUACAUUUAUAUAUAAAUGUUCUUGUCUAGGUUGCUUUACUUAUUAGUCUGCUCAGGAAGUAGGUGAGGGACGUCCUGCCUGGCAACCUAUCCUAACCAGCUGACUGGUUGGCUUGAGAAGCCAACUGUUCAACCACAGACUGAAGAUAAACUGAAACAUCAAGAGCUCCUCCCAGUUCUGAUGUUUGCAUGAAAGUGGUGAAACCAGAGGCUUUAGUAUUUUUCUCAAAUUUGUAAUGAUUGUCUUCUUCCUUGUAAAGUUUGGCAGUAUUAGAUCCACAAACUGCCAAUUUAGUUACAGAAAAGACACUGAACUCUAACGUGUAAUUUGAUAAUUAAGUCGUAAUGGAGUAAUUUCUCAGUUAACUUUUUUCACAGUAGAAUGUGUCAGAGCAACUGGUGGUGUCAUUAGUGUAUGACAAACCUCUGAGAAGAUGAGAAAGAUAUUGGUAAAUGUACGAAUACAGUGAAUUCUGACCGUACAGUCUCACCAAAUAUCUCAAAUGUGCAUAUAAAGAGUAAAAAAUUCCCCAAACAAACCAAAAACCCAACCUUUUCUGCAGCAGUUAUGAGAUAGUUUAU
Molecule: messenger RNA, 6708 nt
Organism: Chionomys nivalis (European snow vole)
Lineage: Eukaryota; Metazoa; Chordata; Mammalia; Rodentia; Cricetidae
Gene: Antxr2
Product: ANTXR cell adhesion molecule 2
Exons: 17
Coding region: 785-2248 (487 amino acids)
Cellular component (GO): membrane
Molecular function (GO): signaling receptor activity
Source: RefSeq, a predicted model, not a curated record